Messenger RNA from Rosa chinensis, 858 nucleotides. RefSeq lists its product as uncharacterized. Gene Ontology annotation, molecular function: nucleic acid binding; RNA-DNA hybrid ribonuclease activity. The transcript is spliced from 2 exons. The coding region runs from base 1 to 858 and encodes 285 amino acids. The record is from RefSeq and is a predicted model, not a curated record. NCBI's taxonomy places the organism in Eukaryota, Viridiplantae, Streptophyta, Magnoliopsida, Rosales, Rosaceae. Gene Ontology annotation, biological process: DNA integration.
AUGGGCAUAAGGGACGUUCAGAUUCGCGGCCAUUCUCAGCUCGUUAUAAACCAGCUCCAGGAAAAGUAUCGAUGUGUAAGUUGGUUGCUUGUACCAUAUCUGAAUCGCGCCAUUGAACUUCUAGACCAAUUUGAUGAUGUCGAUUUGGAGUAUAUUCCCCGCGAGUGCAAUUUUGUAGCUAAUGAGCUCGCUCAGCUGGCCACAGGCAUUUCGUUGAAGUAUGGAGUGCGCGAGCGUAUUCUGAAGGUUGAGCGUCGCACAUUACCUUCAUGGCUCGCACGGCCUAAUCCACCAGAUGAUCCUGUGGUCGCGGAGCUAGAACCUAUCGAUGUGGAUUGGCGAAUCCCGCUGGUUGAGUACCUCAAGCAACCAGACCCAACAGCUGACAGGAAGAUUCGCUUUCUCGCUCUAAAUUACUUCCUUAGAGGUGAUGAGUUGCAGCGACGUGGGGAAGAUGGCAUAGACUUUCGGUUUGGUAUCCCCGAGGUGCUUGUUUCGGACCGGGGGGCAGCGUUCAUGGGAUGCCCCGUCGAGGAGCUUGUCAAUGAUUUUGGUAUCCAGUUCAUCCACAGCACUCCGUAUUAUGCCCAGUCCAAUGGUCAAGCGGAGGCGAGCAACAAGACAAUUAUUACCUUACUAAAGAAGAUGCCAGUAGAGAACCCUCGACAAUGGCCCGACACUUUGUUUGAGACACUUUGGGCCUAUCGCACUUCUAAACGGAAUCCCACCGCGAUGACGCCGUACGCACUCAUGUUUGGUCAUGACGCUGUCUUACCAUUAGAAAUUAACGUUCAUUCUCUACGCGUGCAAGAGCAGCAUCAUUUGAUCGGUGAAGAUUACGUUCAGGCAAUGUGGUAG